AGACUUGUGGAUAACAUGUUGGACCACCUUCCUGUCACAUGUCCGCUACAGUAGGAUCAUAUGACUUCAGUCGAUGAAAAUGAAAGCUGGGUGCAGCCAGCUGAAAUCUGUAGUGCUUAUUUUUAUCUUUAAUUUAUGUUUUUACGCAAGUUAUCAACUGACUGAGCUGCAGGUAUGUGAGCUCUGCAACGGUAGAGUCCUAAACGGCACCGCAGUGGGCCAGUUUUGCUCCUCGUCCGCUGGUCGGAUAGACGGGCGCUGCUGCUUGAGAAAUGACAACACAAGUAACCCUGAACACAUCAUCGGGUUGGAUCUGUCCAAUUGUUCACUAACUCAUGUGGAGGAUCUUCAGGGAGCAUCAACAGCUUUAAUGAUAGACCUCUCACUAAAUCCUAUUGUCAACAUCAGCGACACAGCAUUUCAAGGAUUUAUUGAGUUAAAUUACAUCAUUUUGCCACAAGACAUAGUUUGUCCAGGCGGCAACACUUCUUGGGGAAAGGUGGAGGUCAAAGAGGGAAAUCGUCUUUGUGAAGGCCAGAAAGAUAUGUGCAACCAAACUGGACAGCUGUCCAUUAACUGCCCGGAGAACUCCCUCUGCGCCCCCUACGGCCCUGGCUUCUCCGAGUGCAGCUGUGCUGACAACUAUCAUGGAUACAAGUGUCUUCGAGAGGGGGAGUUCUCAGCUCUGCAGGUGUUUGGGCCUCUUGGAGCAUCAACAGUGGUGAUCUCUUUUCUGCUGUGGGUCACCCAGAGACGUAAAGCCAAAUCAUUCUAAGCUGAGCUACUGAGCUGAAACUGAAAGGGAAAAUGCUGACACAAAGCCUGAGGUUAUCCCCAGGCUUCUUUUAAACAUUGUUUAAUUCUUAUUUUGUGUGACAGAUAUAUUUUAUCAAGGUAAAAACUGACAUUGACUUUUUUUUUUUUUAUACUGCAUCAUGAGUGCAAUUUUAGAGAGAAAAUCAUUUCAACAAGUUUUAAAUUUUUAUUUUUUUGGCAAUAAUACCAGUUACCAUUUUAAUUCUUUUUUGACAGUAGUUGUCCGAUCCGGUGUAGUUGACCGACACAAGAUACUAAUGAAGAGGUUGUGCUGAAGAAAGUUAACUGUGCCAAACAUGCACUGAAUGUGUACAGGUUUACACGAUGGAAUGAAGUCAGGUUCACUCUAUGAAUCAUGAUGUGAACCAUCAGUUUGUCUGUUAAGUUAGAU
Messenger RNA from Sander lucioperca (pikeperch), 1207 nucleotides. It is a transcript of the gene atraid, whose product is annotated as all-trans retinoic acid-induced differentiation factor. Gene Ontology annotation, cellular component: intracellular membrane-bounded organelle. Gene Ontology annotation, biological process: positive regulation of osteoblast differentiation. The coding region runs from base 74 to 775 and encodes 233 amino acids. The record is from RefSeq and is a predicted model, not a curated record. The transcript has 7 exons. Lineage: Eukaryota; Metazoa; Chordata; Actinopteri; Perciformes; Percidae.